This is a messenger RNA of Cavenderia fasciculata, 1086 nucleotides long. RefSeq lists its product as uncharacterized. Gene Ontology annotation, cellular component: Golgi membrane; endoplasmic reticulum membrane. Gene Ontology annotation, molecular function: 3'-phosphoadenosine 5'-phosphosulfate transmembrane transporter activity. The record is from RefSeq and is a predicted model, not a curated record. Gene Ontology annotation, biological process: transmembrane transport. The transcript is spliced from 2 exons. Bases 1 to 1086 code for a protein of 361 amino acids. Lineage: Eukaryota; Evosea; Eumycetozoa; Acytosteliales; Cavenderiaceae.
AUGGGUACAGAUAUUAAAGUAAAUGUACCAACUACAACAUAUAAUAGAAAGUUGUUGAUGAGUGUUGGAGGGAUUAUGGGCUUCUUCUUGUUGUAUGGUGUUCUACAAGAGAAGAUUAUGAACUAUCCAUACGGCGAGGAUGAUAAUGGUGAGCCAAUCUACUUUACCGACUCGACAUUUAUCGUGUUGUCGAAUCGUGUGUGUGCGGCUAUUAUCGCUGUUAUCAUUGUCGUGUAUCGUGGCGAGUCGUUGCGUAAUGUCGCACCACUUCACAAGUACUUUGGUGUGGCGUUGUCCAACUUUUGUGCAACUUGGUGUCAAUACGAAGCGUUAAAGUAUGUCAACUUCCCCACCCAGACAUUGGGCAAAUGCGGCAAGAUGAUGCCUGUCAUGUUGGUAGGCACAUUCAUCUCGGGCAAAAAGUAUUCUCUCAAAGACUACUUGAUUGCCGUCACCAUUACAAUGGGAUGUAUGAUCUUUUUCAUGACCGGUGACAUUGCCUCCAAGAAUAGUGAAAAUACCAUGGGUGGUCUAUUGCUUAUGGCCGCCUACAUGUUCUUUGACUCGUUUACAUCGACCUUCCAGGAAAAGAUGUUCAAGGGUUACACCAUGUCCACCUACGACCAGAUGAUCUAUGUCAACUCGUGUUCGGCACUCAUCUCUGUACUCAUCCUUCUCUUUAACGGCCGUCUCUUCCCAGCCAUCGAUUUUGCCAUGACCUAUAGCCAGUUGUUGACCGACUCGACAUUCCUCUCUAUCUGUGCCAGUCUUGGUCAGAUGGUCAUCUACUUUACCAUCAAAGAGUUUGGUGCUCUCAUCUUCUCCACCAUCAUGGUCACCAGACAAGUCUUUUCCAUCGUCCUCUCGACCUUCCUCUUUAUCCAUCCCCUCUCACCCUUUCAAUGGAUCGGUGCCCUCAUUGUCUUUGGCACCCUCUACUACAAGGCCAUCGAGGACCAAAAGAAUAGAAAACACGGUCAUGGACACAGCAAGUCAGAAGACACCAACAACAAAGAUAAAGAAGCUAUCACUGUUACAGUUCAAUCAAGUAGCAGCAAUAACGAUAAUGAAGAUUCAAACAAAUAA